AAUAUUUGAUUCAUACAAAUAGAUAUAGAAACCUAUAUGCUGAGAUAGAAAAAAAUUCCACAGUGGCUCAUGGUUUCAGCUAUCUAUAUACUAAAUGGGCCCCUUGUCGAUACCCAAAUACUGCAUUUUGAACUUCUUCUACAUAGAGGGUACCAUAACGAUGUUCCCGAUGAAUCAUUUAUAUUAUCCGACUUUGACGCAGCAUAUAAGAGAUUGAAGCCAGAAGAGAGAUGUCCGUUUAUUUUUUCGAAUGGAAUCAGCUAUACUUAUAUUCAAUGUGAUAAUAAUAUAUUUAUCAUGGCGGUUUCACGAAGUAAUAUUAAUGUAAUGUCGAUUAUUACAUUUCUUCAUAAUUUUUAUCGAAUACUAUUUCAGUACUUGUGUGUAAAGCCUAAAAGCCUUACUGAAUUUUCUAAUAAAGAGGAUCAGAUAUUAAAUACUAUAUUAAGGCUAGAUAAAGAUCGAAUCAUUGAUAAUUUUGUGAUAAUAUAUGAACUACUAGAUGAAUGCAUGGAUUUCGGAGUGGCUCAAUUGACUGAUUAUAAUAUUUUAAAAGAAUAUAUUAAGGUUGAAACGAACUGGGCUAAGUCCACAUCACAAAUCCUCGAUGAUGGCAAUGAAUAUGAACUGUCAGAUUCAAAAUCCGAUGACGAAUUUAAUGAAAAGUAUAAACGAGAUAAAAAGAAAAAUUCUAAAGCACAUCAAAAGAAACUUAAAAAUAUCAAAUCCACCCAUAACCAAGCAAUUAAAACCGAUGUACUUGAAUCAAUAGACACAAAGAUAAAUAGUUCAAUUUUAAGAACAGCGGCUCUGAAUAUAAGUUGGAGACCCAAGGGAAUCUUUUAUGCCAAAAAUGAAAUUUAUAUUGAUAUCAUUGAAAAUUGUGAAUUUUAUUACGAUUUAGAAACUGAAAUCAUCAAAAUAAAUGAAGUCCACGGGACGUGUGUUGUCAAGUCACUUCUCUCGGGAAUGCCGACUUGUAAAUUGGGAUUUAACGAACAUAAUAUAUCAAGAAUUGGUAAUGAUGAAACGUAUGAUGAGGAAAAUGAAACUCAUGAUUCAAAUUCCAAAAGAGAAGAUAAUCAGUUAAAAGUAGAACCCGAUGAAGAAGAGGAAGAUGAACAACAAGAGGAAUUACUUUCGGAAAAAACUAAGAAACAAAGAAGAAGAAUACCUAUUCGAAACGUACAAUUCCAUCAGUGCAUAGAGCUCGGAUCAAUUUAUAAGGAUAACUUAAUUUGCUUUGUACCACCUGAUGAUAACUUUACUCUAUUGACGUAUCAAGUGGAGCAAGAAAAACAAAGACGUAAAUUACCGUUGAUUAUGAUUAAACCAACUUAUAGAAUCCACCGGAUAACGAAAAAGCUUCAAGUGCUUUGUGUUUUAAGCACGAAUUUCAAAAAGAAACUUCAUUGUAAUAAUUUACAAAUUCGUUUACCAAUAAAUCCAUCACUUUUCCCCAUAAAGUAUGAUAAUCGAAAUCAAACAGACGAUUUGAAAUAUAAAUCCGAACUUGGGGAUGUAAGUUACAAAGUUGAUGCAUCCGAACUUAUAUGGAAUAUCGAUCAAGUCAAUGGUGCUAGAAAGUCAAUAAAAAUGAUGGCUGAAUUAUCCUUGAAUGAAAUAAAUCACCUUGAAUCUUUAACCACAAUCGAUCAGUCUUUGCUAAGUAACUUGAUGCAACCAGAUUCAAACGACAAAGAUAGUGAUACGGAAGAAUACGAUACCAAAAAGGAAUUAGACCAAUACUAUGGGGUCAACGGGGUAUCGUCUUCACUGUUUGAUAAACUACAAAAAAAAUUGAAGAGAAAAAAAGAUCACAACCAUGUAAGCUUACGUUUCAGUAUACCGAUGCUUGCAUACUCAGGCUUAAAACUAAAUUACUUGAGAGUCGAUGAAGAAUCAAUGAAGUAUUCUUGCUUUCCAUGGGUAAGAUACGUUACACAAUCGGAAUCUAAUUUCGGACUAGACUCUAAAGUAGAUGAAAUCUCGAGAAACGAUAAGAGUUGUAACUAUAGAUUUAAACUAGGUUCCAAUUGCUUUCAGUUAUUCUAA
Hyphopichia burtonii NRRL Y-1933 is the source of this 2055-nucleotide messenger RNA. RefSeq lists its product as uncharacterized. Gene Ontology annotation, cellular component: cytoplasmic vesicle; AP-2 adaptor complex. The transcript has a single exon. The record is from RefSeq and is a predicted model, not a curated record. Gene Ontology annotation, biological process: intracellular protein transport; clathrin-dependent endocytosis. Lineage: Eukaryota; Fungi; Ascomycota; Pichiomycetes; Serinales; Debaryomycetaceae. Gene Ontology annotation, molecular function: clathrin-cargo adaptor activity. The coding region runs from base 70 to 2055 and encodes 661 amino acids.